Macrosiphum euphorbiae (potato aphid) is the source of this 711-nucleotide messenger RNA. Lineage: Eukaryota; Metazoa; Arthropoda; Insecta; Hemiptera; Aphididae. The record is from the annotation of a GenBank genome assembly.
AUGACUAAUGCUUCCUUAAGGAAACAAGGAACUAUAUUUGGAGCUAGUUUCCAUGAACAUCGCCCUACUUUGGCUCAUUCUGUACGCGUGACAUUGGCCACUAGUAUGCUGAGUCUUCUUAUGGCAUCAGUUCAAUUAUAUGGUAUGGUUGGUGUUUAUGAAAUGUUGGGUAAAGAUCAGCCAAACCCAUGGUUAUGGUGGGGUUAUCAGUUCUCUGUACGUGUGAUUGAGAUAUCUUCAUGUUUUUUGAUAUUUUGGGCAUCCAUACAGCCACUGAGGUAUACUAGCGAAAAAGAAGCUCAAAAUCAAUCCGGCUUAACAUUGUUCCCAUGUCGUGGUACUGUUUCCCGGAGUGAUCCACCAUCAGAUGACAUUUAUCCAGCCAUCUGCAGUGCCAAUCAAGCUGUACACAAUUACACGUUACGUACGGGUAAACACAUAUAUGAUGACACAUACUCAAUGGGUGGUCCGCCAUUGGCUAACCAUCAGUUAUUUGCGCACACUACUGAAAGGAGAUCAUUAAAACGAAUGGAUGAUGACUCUAGAAGUAUGUAUGCAUAUGCCGAGAGAGCAGCCAUACAGCCUUCACCGUCCAUGUUAGUUGCUGAAAAUGGAUUUGUUAGGUUUAGAUCACUAGCUGAUGAACGUAACUCAGAAGAUCAGAUGUAUCCGAUCAAAAUUCAUCAUCACAGGGAUAACUGUUGUACUUAA